Elaeis guineensis (African oil palm) is the source of this 2330-nucleotide messenger RNA. RefSeq names its product 3-ketoacyl-CoA synthase 4. The record is from RefSeq and is a predicted model, not a curated record. Gene Ontology annotation, cellular component: membrane. Gene Ontology annotation, molecular function: acyltransferase activity, transferring groups other than amino-acyl groups. Lineage: Eukaryota; Viridiplantae; Streptophyta; Magnoliopsida; Arecales; Arecaceae. Gene Ontology annotation, biological process: fatty acid biosynthetic process.
CACGAUCUCCUCUCUUCCGUCUCUUCUUAAAAACCGUCGACGGCAAACACCUACGCCUGCACCGCUUGACAUAAUUCUACUCACCGUCUCCUAUUGGAUUUCUCGCCACCAUAUAUUAUUCUACUUAUUUUCAAGGGUUGGAAUUUUUUUUCGCGGAUAUUCCUCUUUUUUUUCCCUUUCUUAUGCUAUAUAAAUAGAAGCCCACACGCCAGCGAACCACAGGGUGGAGCGUGAAGAUACGAGCAAGGAACCAGCCUGGAAGCAUCAACCGGUCCGCCGUGUUGACACCAAGCCAGGAAAGGACAAGGGUUUGCUGGUCGAUAGACAAACCCUAGGCUUUACAUAGAUACCAAAGGGGGUUGGAUAGUACCCUGGCCUGCAUCCUGCUCCCUUCUAAUCUCCCCUUCCCUAUUGAUCUAUUCAUCAUCCUCUGUUGUAGAUUCAAUUUCCAGUUCCAGUCCAGGAUGGGCGAUGGAGGAGCCGGUAGCGCCCCGAUCCAGCAUCCGGCGCGGGAGCAAAGCCCGAGCCGGCGGCUGCCGGACUUCCUCCAGAGCGUAAAUCUCAAGUAUGUGAAAUUAGGGUAUCAUUAUCUGAUCACCCACCUGCUGACCUUGCUCUUGAUUCCAUUGAUGGCGAUGAUCCUGGUGGAGGCCGGGCGCUCCGAUAUCCGGCAGCUGUGGCUCCACCUCCAGUACAACCUGGUGAGCGUCGUGGUCUGCUCCACCUUCCUCGUUUUUGGCACCACCGUCUACAUCAUGACGCGGCCCCGCCCGGUGUACCUCGUCGACUACGCCUGCUACCGCCCCCCGGAAAGCCUCCAGGUCCCGUACGAAAAGUUCAUGGGGCACUCCCGCCUCUGCGGCGAGUUCAACGACGCCUCCCUCGAGUUCCAGCGCAAGGUCCUCGAGCGCUCCGGCCUCGGCCAGGAGACCUAUCUUCCCGAGGCCCUGCACGCCUUGCCGCCCCGCCCCACCAUGGCCCACGCCCGCGAGGAGGCCCAGCAGGUCAUGUUCGGCGCCCUCGAUGCCCUAUUCCGCAACACCGGCAUCAAGCCCAGGGACAUCAGCAUCCUCGUCGUCAACUGCAGCCUCUUCAACCCCACCCCCUCCCUGUCCGCCAUGGUCGUCAACCACUACAAGCUUCGCAGCAACAUCAAGAGCUUCAACCUCGGCGGCAUGGGCUGCAGCGCCGGCGUCAUCUCCAUCGACCUCGCCCGCGACCUCCUCCAGGCCCACCGCAACAGCUACGCCGUCGUCGUCAGCGCCGAGAACAUCACCCAGAACUGGUAUUUGGGCAACCGCAAGUCCAUGCUCAUCCCCAACUGCCUAUUCCGUGUCGGCGGCGCCGCCGUGCUCCUCUCCAACCGCUCCGCCGACCGCCGCCGCUCCAAGUACAGGCUCGUCCAUGUCGUGCGCACCCACCGCGGGGCCGAUGACAAGGCCUUCCAGUGCGUGUACCAGGAGCAGGAUGACGACGGCAAGGUCGGGGUAUCGCUCUCCAAGGAUCUCAUGGCCAUAGCUGGAGGGGCGCUCAAGACCAACAUCACCACGCUCGGCCCCCUGGUGCUCCCCGUCAGCGAGCAGCUCCUCUUUUUUGCAACCCUCGUCGCCAAGAAGCUCUUCAAUGCCAAGAUCAAGCCCUAUAUCCCGGACUUCAAGCUCGCGUUCGACCAUUUCUGCAUCCACGCCGGGGGCCGUGCUGUGAUCGAUGAGCUCGAGAAGAACCUGCAGCUCCUGCCUGUCCAUGUGGAGCCCUCUCGGAUGACCCUGCACCGGUUUGGCAACACAUCUUCCAGCUCCAUUUGGUAUGAACUCGCCUACAUCGAGGCCAAGGGGCGGAUUCGGAGGGGCCACAAGGUAUGGCAGAUCGCGUUCGGAAGUGGCUUCAAGUGCAACAGUGCAGUGUGGCAGUCUCUUCGCAACGUUAAACCUUCUCCCAACAGUCCAUGGGAGGACUGCAUUGAUAGGUACCCUGUGCAGUUAGUCGAUGGUAUUCCUUCUUCACAGCUGCAGAACUAAUGGUGGUUGUGUUGAAAAUUAGGCUGAUUGAUUGAGGGGGUUCGGUUAUAUAUUCCCUCUAAGGGACAUGAUUGGGCUAUUCUUCUCUUAGCUAUUGUCCAUCUAUUACUGGAUCUGCUAUUUAAUUAUGGGACUCAUAGGAUUGGCUGUCUUAGUGUAUCUGUGCAAGCACUUUAAAUUCUUGGAUUAUCGGAUUGCUAUUCCUGUAUUUCAAUAAUGUGAAAGCUUUCAGGCAUGGUGCCCUCAUGUGUGCUAAGGUAAAAUGCCAUUGGAACUGAGUAUUGACAUUAUGACUAGCUUCCUGCUUCCACA